Molecule: messenger RNA, 1167 nt
Organism: Symbiodinium sp. CCMP2592
Lineage: Eukaryota; Dinophyceae; Suessiales; Symbiodiniaceae
Source: the annotation of a GenBank genome assembly
AUGGGCUAUCGGGGCUACGCAGAUGUCACCGCUGUCACCACAGAAGAGAUUCCACUCGAUGAGGACCUUCUUGGCAGUUUCUGCCGGCGAGGUCGAAGACGGUUAAGGGAACUUCAGGAGGCGACUCAAACCAUCGUAAGACUUGAUCGUGCCCGUGGCUGCCUUUCCGUGACCGGUACAGAGUCGUGCAUCUCCGUCGUCAAGCGACACUUAGCAAGCCUGGGUGGCCCUCGGCGGGAUGUCGGGGCGCCUGCGGAGAGUGGAUGCAGAGUCCACAUCGAGCGACAGCAACGGGAAGUGCGGCUUUUCGGGCCUGUAGACUCCGUGGCGCUUGCGGAGAGCCUUUUGAAGGAACUCGAGGAGGAAUGCUGCGAAGACGUGGUUUUGGAAUCCUUGGACACAGAGACAGAUCUGGAGACGCUGCAAGCUUCACUCGAGCCUCUAGCAAUGGACCACAAUGUAACCUUGUGCAUCGACAAGAGCCUAGGCCUCAGGGUCUUCGGACUCAAGGCCGCUGUAAAGGCGGCUUCAGCGGAGCUGAAGGAACUUCUGGCGCCAACCCAAACCUUCUCGAGCUUGGAGGAUCGCCUCAGGAGCCGCAGCAUCCGAAAUAGCGAGUCGGAGCGCAUUGGGGUGGUCUUGACCCAGAUGCCACCGGAAAGGGCACACUCCCAGGCGCCGCACUCCCAAAAUGGGAACGGGCCGAAUUCGGCCCAAACCUUGGCCCAAGCUUCCAAGUCAGCGCAGGGACCCGGAGCCUCCCAGUCCUUGCACAGCAGCCUGCACGUGGAGCCGCUCAUGGGCUCCAGGCGGGGAGUCCGUUGCCCGACCUGCGGCUGCGGCCGCUUCUGCGGCGUCUGUGGAUCUGAGAUCUGGCAGCUGGGCGUCCUGGCGCCGGCACCGGUCCAAGUUCAGAGCAUGGCAGGCCUCAGUGGCUUCAAGAACGACGACACGCCAGGGACGCCGGACCCUUACGAGAGUCAUCCAUACGAAUACGAGAUGCAAGGGCAAAUGCCAGUGAUGGAGGCUCAACCAAUGAUUCCCAUGUACUCAGUAAGCCAGUGCGGAGCUGCACCCUACAUGAUGCUAGUGCCCAUGGCCACAAACACGAUGCAGAACUCCAAUUCUCAGCAGCCUUUCAUUUCGCAAAGUGCUUCUGCAGAGUAG